UUUUAAUUUAAGCGCUAAUGAAAGACUGAAAUUCAUUACACUCUGAAUAGAUGAAUGAUGUAAUACACCACCAUCUCAAAACAUGCUUAAAAUCAGUAUUUUCAAUUGUGUUUUCUUUUUUUGCAUAAUUUAUUGCAAGGGAAAACACCUAUCAUCUAGUCAACCAUCACAAGUGGAUAUCCGACAAGUAUUAAAAGAUGAAGAAACCAUACCGUUGCUCGUCGACGAUAUAUCUACCGAUGAAAUUUGCAAAGUGGUUUACGAAAAUCAGACCAUAAUUCCGGGACAGCUUUUACGCGGUAAUCUAACUACACAUCCGCCAAAUAUGACAUGGCCAGCAGAUAAUAAUUCGUACUAUUUAAUAUACAUGAGUGGUAUGACUCGCUGGUUGCCUUUUCAUCCAACGAUAAUGCCCCUGGAAGAACGUCUUUACCCGAAAGAUAUCGAAUGGGAGAACUGGGUUAUGAUAAAUGUCCCAGGAUGUAACGUUUCAGCAGGAGAUACUCUGGCUGAUUACAUUUACCCAGGAUAUCCAAUAAGGGAUAACAUGAGAGAAAAAUUUACGUUCUUUGUAUACAAACAACCGUACAAGUACAAGUACCAUGUAUUAAGAGAUCAUUUAGAUAAAGCGUUUCCAGAAGAAAUCACAUUCAGAAAUUUCGUCAAGAUGUACAAAUUGACUGAACUCGUGGCUGUCAACUGUUUUCAUACAGAAUGGGAUGACUCUUUUAGGCAUACGAUGAGCUCUAUGCGAUGGGAGCAUGAUGUUAUGUACAAUGGCAGCACCAGACCGACCAUGCCUUAUUUUAAUUUAUCUGGUUUACCAGAAAUAGAUUAUAAAAAAAUAGUAAAAAAAUUUGGCUGGGAAAAUUAUACCCUUUCCCCAGAUCAACUCGAAUAAGAAAUUUGUAUGCUUAUGAAAUCGACAUUUGUAAAAAUGAUAACUAUCAAAAGUAUUUAAAAAUGUAUGAUUUUUAAAAAAUAAAUAAAAAUUAGAUAUUA
Molecule: messenger RNA, 1002 nt
Organism: Planococcus citri (citrus mealybug)
Lineage: Eukaryota; Metazoa; Arthropoda; Insecta; Hemiptera; Pseudococcidae
Product: putative odorant-binding protein A5
Exons: 6
Coding region: 83-901 (272 amino acids)
Source: RefSeq, a predicted model, not a curated record